Molecule: messenger RNA, 4182 nt
Organism: Notothenia coriiceps (black rockcod)
Lineage: Eukaryota; Metazoa; Chordata; Actinopteri; Perciformes; Nototheniidae
Gene: taf2
Product: TAF2 RNA polymerase II, TATA box binding protein (TBP)-associated factor
Exons: 19
Coding region: 407-3055 (882 amino acids)
Biological process (GO): transcription initiation at RNA polymerase II promoter
Cellular component (GO): transcription factor TFIID complex
Molecular function (GO): chromatin binding; transcription cis-regulatory region binding; RNA polymerase II general transcription initiation factor activity
Source: RefSeq, a predicted model, not a curated record
CUGCACACACUGCAGCCACGAUCUCAAUUCUAUCAGCAGCCGGAUAAUGAGGAUAUAUCUCGAUGUUUUGAUCCACGACUACCGCAGGCAACAUUAUAUGGAUCUAUUCUCUCUAUUUAAUACGAUUGGUAGUCAUGGCCGACUUUUAUUAAUGAAUACGUCCACUGAGGUUGCAAUAAAAACACUACAGCAGUCUCCGGGCGACACAACCUGAAUAUAAAGCAUUCAUUACAGAGUCAGUGACAUUACAGUACUGCUUGCGUCUGACUCAGAGCCUGUUUGUUCUACUCUCGGCAGUCUGCAUGCAUGUGGAAGUAGCCUCUCACGGCUGGUGAGACGAAGCACCAAUACAAGGAGCAGAGUUCCGGCAUGUUGAAACUUUAGUCAACACAACAGAGACAAGAGGAUGAACAAGAAGAAGGACAAGGGCUUUGAGAGCCCGCGCCCCUUUAAAUUGACCCACCAGGUGGUGUGCAUCAACAACAUCAACUUCCAGAGAAAGUCUGUCAUUGGCUUUGUUGAGCUGACCAUUUUCCCCACGGUGGUCAACCUGAACCGGAUCAAGCUUAACAGCAAACAGUGCCGCAUCUACAGGGUCCGAGUCAAUGAACUGGAAGCACCAUUCAUUUACAAUGACCCUACACUGGAGGUGUGCCACCAUGAGUCCAAGCAGAGGAACCUCAACUACUUCUCCAGUGCCUACACUGCAGCAGUGAGUGCUGUGGAUCCUGAUGCAGGACAUGGCGAGCUCGUCAUCAAAGUUCCCUCUGAGCUCUGGAAACAAGGGGACGAGCUGAAAGUUUUAAAGGUGUACAUAGAGUUUUCCCUGGACCAGCCAAAAGGAGGUCUUCACUUCGUCGUUCCAGAUGUGGAAGGCAGCAUGGCGGAGAGGGGGGCUCACGUUUUCUCCUUCGGAUACCAGAACUCCACCAGAUUCUGGUUCCCCUCUGUGGACUCCUACUCAGAGCUGUGCACAUGGAAGCUGGAGUUCACCGUGGAUGCUUCCAUGGUGGCGGUAUCCUGUGGAGAUCUGGUGGAGACCAUCUACACUAAUGACAUGAGGAAGAAGACCUACCACUACAUCCUCCCCAUCCCCACCGCGGCCCCCAACAUCUCUCUAGCUGUGGGGCCAUUUGAAAUCCUUGUAGAUCCCUACAUGCAUGAGAUUGAAAGAUACACCCACUGUUUGAUGAGGGGGCCGAUGUCUUUGCCUGAGACGUUGGAGAUGGACUUGAGGAAGGCUGCUGACUCUCCUCUCCUCUGGAUCCGGAUCGACCCGGACAUGUCCAUCCUGAGGAAGGUGGAGUUUGAGCAGGCUGACUUCAUGUGGCAGUAUCAGCUGCGCUAUGAAAGGGAUGUAGUUGCACAGGAGGAGGCCAUCUCAGCUUUGGAGAAGUUCCCAACUCCUGCCUCCAGACUGGCUCUGACGGACAUCCUGGAGCAGGAACAGUGUUUCUACAAAGUCCGCAUGCAGGCCUGCUUCUGUUUGGCCAAGAUAGCCAAUGCCAUGGUGAGCACGUGGCAGGGCCCCCCAGCUAUGAAGUCCCUGUUUACCAGAAUGUUCUGCUGUAAGAGCUGCCCCAACAUCGUCAAGACCAACCACUUCAUCAGCUUUCAGACGUACUUCCUGCAAAAGACGAUGCCUGUUGCCAUGGCGUUACUCAGAGAUGUCCAGAACCUCUGUCCCAAAGAUGUGCUCAACUUCAUCCUGGACCUGAUCAAGUACAACGACAACAGAAAAAACAAAUUCUCAGAUAACUACUACCGUGCAGAGCUGAUUGAAGCCCUGACCAACUCCCUGACCCCGGCCAUAAGCAUCAGCAACGAGGUGCGCACCGUGGACAAUCUGAAUGCUGACGUGCGUCUCAUCUUGGAGGAGAUCACACGGUUCCUGAACAUGGAGAAGCUGCUGCCGAGCUUCAGGAACACCAUCACUGUCAGCUGUCUGAAUGCGAUCCGAGAGCUGCAGAAGAAUGGACACAUUCCCAGUGAUGCGUCGCUCUUCAAGUCCUACGCAGAGUACGGACACUUUGUAGACGUUCGCGUCGCUGCACUGGAGGCUCUGGUGGACUACACUCGAGUGGAGAGGAGCUCAGCAGAGCUGCAGUGGCUGCUCAACAUGGUGCAGAACGAGCCGGCUCAUUACGUCAGACAUAAGAUCCUUGGGAUGCUCUGCAAGAAUCCACCUUUCACCAAGAGCACAGACUCGGCUCUGUGUAACGAAGCGCUGGUCGACCAGCUCUGGAAACUUAUGAACUCAGGUACGUCCCAUGACUGGCGGCUGCGCUGUGAUGCAGUGAACCUCUACUACACGCUGUUUGGUCUGACCCGCCCCUCCUGCCUGCCCCUUCCGGAGCUGGGCCUCGUGCUCAACCUGAAGGAGAAGAAAGCUGUCCUGAACCCUACCAUCAAGCCUGAGUUGGGGGGGGCCCCAGUGAUGGACACCGCGGCCAGUAUAGGCAUCCAUGGUGUUGGCAUAAGCUACAUAGCUGUGGAUGAAGAGCCUGACCCGAUUUCAUUAGGGGUGUGUGGGGUGGGCCAGCCCCCCCAGGGCCUGAAGAGGAAGGCUGAUACCCCGCUGGGCUCGCCUCCAGAGCCGGGACAGAUCCUGCAGCAGCAGGAGGACGACGGGAGGGGGGGCCGCUUCAAGAUCAGGUUCAACACAAUGGAAGAUGAAGAUAUCGAUAUGGAGACGGUUCAUGAUAGUCAGGCCUUCAUUCACCAUCAUCUCAACCUGUUAGAGAGACCCUCUACACCAGGUAAAGAGCCUCCGUCAGUGGAGCAGUCCAUGCUCUCCAUGCCUGCCACGCCCGUGCCCUCCUUCUCCAAGGAGACCACCUCUUCAACCUCCAAACACGGCGGGGAGCACGGCCACUACCAUCACCACCACCAUCAUGAGCACAAGAAGAAGAAGAAGAAGCACAAACACAAGCACAAGCACAAGCACAAACAUGAGAGCAAGGACAAGGAGAAGGAGAGGGGGGACGGGGGCCACGCCUACAGCAACAGCCCGGCCAGCGGCAGGUCGCUGCACUCGCCCUCGCUCUCCGACUGAGGGCACCUGCACACAUCUGAGCACGGAGUCACAACAUGGCAGUUUAUCUUAAUAUUCAACACUCAAUGGUGUUAAUGCACAGGAAGACUCAUUAGGACAAUGCAUACAAGGAAAGGAUGACGUAGUCCUCAGAUCAAUGGCACCACGCAAUUUCUCAGCGGUCAGUUUGAGAGAGGAAAACCCUCCAGAGCCACAAACACACACACACACACACACACACACACACACACACACACACACACACACACACACACACACACACACACACACCAUGCUGGGGUUUGUGGACUUUUGACACCGCUUCCAAUCUGUCUGAGGCAUGCAACCGCACACACCUCUCUCCACAAACAGGCAACAACCUCCCCCCCCCCACAGACCACUCUGGUGUGCCUCAUCCCACAGCUCGGCCCCGGCCUUCAGUGAGGCUCUGAGGGGAGAUUGAUGACGGGGGUGUGGAGUACAGCGUCUGUCUUCAACAUCUUAAUGACAUCUCCUGUUUGCCCUGAACAUCUCCUGUCCACAAAUGAAACUCAAGUUAUACUAGUAUGUUUUUUUCAAAAUAUGUUUUGUUUUCCCAACUGUCAUCAUUGAUAAUGAAAGACACUUUUGUAUUCCUGAAUGUUUUAACUAGAUUCCAUGUAUGAGUACAUUUACUCUGGCUCUGUUUAUUAGCAGUGGAACACUGAGAAUAAUUCAAUGUUCCUCAUUUAGAGCAUUUUGAUUCUUAUUGAAUCAGACUCGCCUAAAUAAACAAUAAAAUAAAUAGACUUAACAUUGUGUAAAGAUUCCUGACAUUUGUUAAAAGUCACUUUCAGAAGUUGUUGUUAAACACAAUAAUCUACUGAAGGCUAUGACCCCUCAAAACACUUUUAAAUGUCAGCAUUCACACUCCUUCAUACAGAGGCAGAGGCUGCCAUCAUGAGACCCUAACACUCACACACCGCUGGCCAUUGGGAGCUAUUAGGGGUUACUGAGUAUCCUGCCCAAGGACAUGCUGACCACUGGAGCUGGGGAUCAUAAAUUAAACAAACCAAUAAUGCUGCUGCCAACAAAUGUAAUUCGUAACAAUCUGAAGCCUCUGUAAAAUAAUUUCAAUUGUAACAACCUUUUAGGGGCCUACACACAAA